AUGACCGCGUCCUCGCACUAUUCGGGUCGGAGCCCGUUGAUGAGCCCCUUCUGCAGCGGCUGGAGGAGACACGCAACGGACGGGAGGAGCACGCGCAGGCAACAAGCACCGCACAAGGGGAGGCGGGACAGAUGGCAUUGCACCAUUUUUUCCGCCGCGGCAUUGUCUUCUCCCACAGGGAU
Molecule: messenger RNA, 182 nt
Organism: Trypanosoma cruzi
Lineage: Eukaryota; Euglenozoa; Kinetoplastea; Trypanosomatida; Trypanosomatidae
Product: tryptophanyl-tRNA synthetase, putative
Exons: 1
Source: RefSeq, a predicted model, not a curated record